CAGCACACAGUAGAAGAAGUUCUUCUUCUUCGGUGUGCUUUUGGACAGCUGUUUCUGUCCAUUGACGGCUAUCCCAUAUCUCUUUAUAGAUUUUCAAAACACCUUUAAUAAAGAUGUCAGAAGAUUUGCGAGCAGAGCUGGAGAAAUACCUGCAGACUUUAGACAUCCAGACCUGCUGCGUGGAGCACCCACCGGUGUUCACGGUGGAGGAGAUGAUGCCUCACCUGCAGGAAGUGAGCGGAGCCGUCACUAAGAACCUCUUCCUGAAGGACAAGAAGAAGAAAGGCCUGUGGCUGGUGUCGGCCCGCCACGACCGCCAGGUCAACCUCAAUGACCUCGCCAAGAAGCUGGGAGUUGGCAGCGGCAACCUACGCUUUGCAGACGAGGCGAUCAUGUUGGAGAAACUCAAGGUGGGUCAGGGAUGUGCGACGGCCCUCGCUCUGCUCUUCGACCGGGACCAAAGUGUGAAGUUGGUCCUGGACCAGGACCUGAUGGAGGGAGGCCACGAGAGGGUCUUCUUCCACCCCAUGACCAACAGCGCCACCAUGGGGCUGCGACCUGAAGACCUGCUGCGCUUCCUCCAGGAGACGGGGCAUGAGCCGGUCCUGCAGAGCUUCGACUAGGACCGGGAUCUGGACAUGGACAUGAAUUGGACAUGGGUUAAGAAGACAAACCUGCAGAGACAAACCUGAACUUUUCCUUCUCUUUUAAAAAGAUUUUACCACUUUAGUUUUGUCAUUGUGAAAGAACACAAGGCAAAGUGUUUCAGAAAGAUAUACAUGUUUGAAAAAGGUAUGAAUGUUAUCUAUGAACUGUUCAAGUUACAAAAAAUACUGGGCAGUAAAUGAUCUGGCUACUUCAGCAGAAGUCAUUUUUGUUGGAUUUCUGUCUCUUUUUUUCUUCAUAAUAAUGUCUGGUCAGCCUAUUUUUGCUGGACAUUUUAUUUAAACAAGAUACAAUAAUAACAAAAAUCAAUUCAUCAAUCAACCUUACAUUUGUACUUUGGUACUCUAAUCAAGUGAAUAUAGGGGGUUUAUUUUGAAAAUGUUAUAUAUUUUAAAGAACACUUUUCAAAGGUGAAAAUGAAUUAACCUGAAGGAUUAAUCUAAAUGUAUAAAAUAAAAAAUAUUAUAUAAAUUAAUAAUAAUAAUAAUUAUUAUAAUAUUUAAGUGUGUCUUAAGUACAUAAACAUAAUGUAUUUUCAGUUUGACUGUUAUAUUAAUGUGUAGUUUGUACUAUAGAAAUAAUAUUUGGCUAUUUAAAAUGUAGAUGAGACAACCUUUAGUUUGAGCCUGCUUCUUUGCAUUAGGGGAUGUAUUUCUUUGUAUUAUAUAGCCUCAUUAAAAACUAACACAAGUUAUUUAUCCAUAUAGAAACAUGAUGUCAAAUGACCAACAUUUGAAACAAAACACACAUUGAUAAAACUUCUAAUUAUCAAUACAUCGAAUAAGUCAUUCAAAACAAAAAAAUACUAUUUAUUAAAAUAAAUAAUUAUGAAUUGUAGGAUCCAGUGUUUUACAGAAAAACAGUCUGCAUUUCUCUCUUGUUCCCUCUAUGUGUGUGUGUGUGCCCUUGUGUGUGUGCGUGCGUGUGUGAGGCUCUGCAUUCCUAAUGAGAGUGUGUAUUGUUGCAUUGUUGUGUAAAAUUAGCAAAUGAAUAAAACGUUACAUACUGACACUC
Eleginops maclovinus (Patagonian blennie) is the source of this 1680-nucleotide messenger RNA. RefSeq names its product prolyl-tRNA synthetase associated domain-containing protein 1-like. Lineage: Eukaryota; Metazoa; Chordata; Actinopteri; Perciformes; Eleginopidae. The coding region runs from base 114 to 623 and encodes 169 amino acids. The transcript has 4 exons. The record is from RefSeq and is a predicted model, not a curated record. Gene Ontology annotation, molecular function: aminoacyl-tRNA deacylase activity.